AUGUUGGAAGGGAAAGCUAGCAUAAAGGAAACUGACAUGCCAGAAAAGAUGCAGAUGCAAGCCAUGGCUUGUGCUUCUCAAGUCCUUGAUAAUCUCCAUGACGUUUUUGAUUGCAUAUCUAUUGCUGCCCACAUCAAGAAGGAGUUUGACAAGAUGUAUGGAAGUGGCUGGCAAUGUGUGGUGGGUUCUAACUUUGGUUGUUUCUUCACUCAUGCACCUGGGACUUUCAUAUACUUUUCCCUGGAGACCCUCAAUUUCCUUAUCUUCAAGGGAGCCUCUUCGUGA
Molecule: messenger RNA, 285 nt
Organism: Prunus armeniaca (apricot)
Lineage: Eukaryota; Viridiplantae; Streptophyta; Magnoliopsida; Rosales; Rosaceae
Source: the annotation of a GenBank genome assembly